GCGGGAAGGUCCGGUACAGGCGCACUGCUGAAAGCGAGCCGGCACCGAGCCGAUUCUCUUCUCCGAAGCUCGCGCUUUUCUUUUGCAUGCUCACGCGCACAGUGAGGAGGUUUUGCGGGACCGGGGGUCCGGGCCGGUAACCGGAGCGCGCACAGCGGAGGCGGAAAUAAAAGAAAGGAGGAAAAAGCGCUCCGUGUGUCGGGAGAUGGGACGCGCGGCUGCGCUCCAUCCGGUCCGCGCAGAGACAGCGAGCGCGAGCGCUCUGACACACCGGACACAAUGGAACAGAUGCUCGCGCUGAUUUAGGCCGAGAGACCCAGCCGUCUCUCUCUCUCUCUCUCUCUCUCUCUCUCUCUCUCUCUCUCUGUCUCUCUCUCUCUCUCUCUGUCUCUCUCUCUCUCUCUCUGUCUCUCUCUCUCUCUCUCUCUGUGUGAUCUAUAAAAGCGGGAGAGAUUGAUGCGCGCGGAAGCUUGAGAUUUCCGAGAUGACGGAGGGCCGGAGAUGUCAGGUCCAUCUCCUGGACGACAGGAAAUUGGAGCUUCUUGUGCAGCCCAAGCUGAUGGCGAAGGACCUGCUGGAUCUGGUAGCGUCGCACUUCAACCUGAAAGAGAAAGAGUAUUUUGGAAUCUCUUACACAGACGACACAGGUCACUUCAGCUGGCUGCAGUUAGACAGGCGUGUGCUGGAGCACGAGUUUCCCAAAAAGUCCGGCCCCAUCGUCCUCUACUUCUGUGUGAGGUUUUAUAUCGAGAGUAUCUCUUACCUGAAGGACAACGCCACCAUCGAGCUGUUCUUCCUCAACGCCAAGUCCUGCAUUUAUAAGGAGCUGAUAGAUGUGGACAGUGAAGUCGUCUUUGAACUGGCCUCCUACAUAUUGCAGGAGGCCAAAGGAGACUUCACGAGUAAUGAUGCCACACGGGCAGACCUGAAGAAACUGCCCGCUCUGCCCACACAGGCCCUCAAAGAGCACCCGUCCCUCGCUUACUGUGAGGACCGAGUGAUCGAGCACUAUAAGAAGCUGAGCGGCCAGUCCAGGGGUCAGGCCAUCGUCAAUUAUAUGAGCAUAGUGGAGUCAUUGCCUACAUAUGGAGUGCAUUACUAUGCGGUUAAGGAUAAGCAGGGGAUCCCGUGGUGGUUGGGGUUGAGUUAUAAAGGCAUCUUUCAGUAUGACUACCAAGACAAAGUGAAACCCAGAAAGGUGUUUCAAUGGAGGCAGCUGGAGAAUCUAUACUUCAGGGAGAAGAAGUUCUCAGUGGAAGUUCACGAUCCUAGAAGCAGGGCGUCGGUAACGCGAAGGACGUUCGGACACAGCGGCAUCGCCGUGCACACCUGGUACGCCUGCCCCGCCCUCAUCAAAUCCAUCUGGGCCAUGGCCAUCAGCCAGCACCAGUUCUACCUGGACCGCAAGCAGAGCAAGUCAAAAAUCCACGCAGCACGCAGCCUGAAUGAAAUAGCCAUUGACCUCACAGAGACGGGCACGCUGAAGACCUCGAAACUCGCCAACAUGGGCAGCAAGGGCAAGAUCAUCAGCGGCAGCAGCGGGAGCCUUCUGUCCUCGGGCUCUCAGGAGUCAGACAGCUCUCAGACAGCUAAGAAGGACAUGUUGGCAGCUCUACGUGCUCGGCAAGAGGCUCUGGAAGAAACACUCAGGCAGAGGAUAGAGGAGCUCAAAAGCAUCUGCAUUAGAGAAGCGGAGCUGACUGGUAAGCUUCCUAAAGAAUAUCCUUUAGACCCCGGAGAGGAGCCGCCUACAGUACGGCGCAAAAUCGGCACGGCCUUCAAACUGGACGAACAGAAGAUCCUCCCCAAAGGAGAGGAGGAAGAGCUGGAGCGUUUGGAGAGGGAGUUUGCUAUCCAGUCUCAGAUCACGGAGGCAGCGCGACGUUUAGCCAGUGAUCCUCACGUGAGCAGUAAAAAGCUGAAGAAGCAGAGGAAGACAUCGUACCUGAAUGCACUAAAGAAGCUGCAGGAUAUCGAGAACGGCAUCAACGAGUACCGUAUACGCUCGGGCAAGAAACCCACGCAACGUGCCUCACUCAUCAUAGAGGAGGCAAAUAUCGGCUCGGAGGACAGCUCUCUCUCUGACGCUCUGGUGCUAGAUGAUGAUGAUCCCCAGGUAGCAGGGACGCCCACCUUCUCUCCAGUUUCCUCCCCUCAUAAAGGCCUUCCUCCUCGGCCUCCGUCGCACAGCAGGCCUCCUCCUCCUCAGUCUCUGGAGGGUCUCAGGCACCUGCACUACCAGCGCAGCGACUACGACAAAUCUCCCAUCAAACCCCGCAUGUGGAGCGAGAGCUCACUCGAUGAGCCCUAUGAGAGGGUGAAGAAACGCUCCUCCCACUCCAGCAGUCACAGGCGGUUCCCCAGCACAGGCAGCUGUGAGACUGGAGGUAGUAACUCUUUGCAGAACAGCCCAGUGCGCACGCUGCCUCAUUGGAACAGCCAAUCCAGCAUGCCCUCUACUCCUGACCUGAGGACCAGGAGCUACGUCCAUUCAGCCAGCCUGUCUCAGCCUUUCCGUGGGCGGAGCUCCAGCCUGGAGUCUCAGGGGAAGUUGCUGAGCCUAGAGGCAGGACCAGAGGCGGAGCUUAGCCCAGACCUCUUCCUGUCAGGGCCACAGCGUGCAGGAAGCAGUGGCUCGGUAGUGCCAGAUGACUGCUCAUCGUGCACCAGCCACUCGAGCUCCGAGCACUGCUGCCCACCGGCAGGCACCAACCCCAACUACCGCACCCUAGCUGAGGACUCGCCUUCUAGAGCACGCCAACGUCAGCGCCAGCGCCACAAAUCCGCCGGCCACCUGGGCACCUCUAGUUCGGGCAGCAUGCCUAACCUGGCUGCACGUAAUGGUGGGACUCCUGGAACAGCCCACCAGGGCGUUUACCUGAACAGCCAGAGCCAGCCAUCAUCACAGUACCGCAUUAAGGAGUAUCCGCUGUACCCGGCAGGCAGCAGCCCGGGCGCCGUGGUGGUCCGCAGCCUGGAGAGUGACCAGGAAGGCCACUACAGCGUCAAAGCACAGUUUAAGACGUCCAACUCGUACACAGCCGGAGGCCUCUACAAGGAGGGCUGGGGGUCAGCAGGGGAGGAUGGUGAGGGCAGCAGUGCCAGUGGCAGUGCCAGGCUCACACCGUCUAGGUCUCAGAUAGUGAGGACUCCGUCUGUAGGGAGGGAGGGAGGAGGGAACAGAGUGGCCGUGUCUGAGGAGCUAAGGUGCUGGUACCAGCGUUCGUCCGGAUCGCUCAAAGAGCAUGCACGUCUCACGCACACCAGUUCGAACACAGGGAGAGUUGGCACACUCGCUAAGGGCUCACCGGCCGCCUCUCCACACAGCCAGAGAAGUGGAACUCCAUGUAGUGAGUUAGCAGCAACACCACCCUGCAGUCCCCAGCACAUCCUCAACUGGCAGAGCGGAUCUUUCAGCGACAGCUGUUUCCUGAGCAGUCCCCUGUGCUCUGAGCUCGCCGACGUGCAGUGGUAUGGACACGAGAAGGCCAAGCCAGGAACUCUGGUCUAAACCCGUCCCUCCAUCCCUCUCCUGCUUCAUCCCUUUCUUCCCGGAACAGUGUUCUCUGGGCAGAUCUGUCCACAGGCUGGACCUCAACACAUAUAUUAUAGACAUACUGACGGCUGGAGCCAGUACCCUUUCACCUUCUCUCUGUCUCUGUGCAUAUCCAGCAGUACAGUGGCUCUGGACUUUGGGAUCAUGGCGGUCGGACCAAACUUUGACCUUGCUGACCCUCCCACUGCGUAUCGUAUGAACUCUGAACUGUGACCCAGUUAGCUGCCAGCGAGUUGCUCCGUAUGCACAAAACCCUUCAUCCAAUCCCAUCGCUGGAGUGAUACACCAGGGGUGUGGCCUCUCUCUCUUUUGGAGAUGUGUUUGUAUGCGUGCGUGCGCGCGCGCGCGUGUGUGUGUGUGUGCGCAUUCUAAUGAACUGCCCCAUGUAUGCAUACUCAAACGCACACGUCAGUGUGUAAUUCGAAGGAGACAGAAGAUAAGGAGCACACGCACUCCUGCAGAACGUUGCUGUUGGCCAUUUUGUUCUCUAACCUUCAUGUGCACUGUUCUGUCGGAGUAACUACAAUGAAUCAUACGACCCAGUCCACCGAGUGAACCAUGAAGCCUGUUUCCCAUUUUAUAAUGUUCUGUAAAAAUAUGUGCGUAAAUAAGUGAGACCACAAGACCGCAAGAUGACAAAAACACCCUCUUGGAUGUGAAUCAUUCAAUAAAAGCAGCAUUAUUGACAUUUCUCAUUUAAAAAAUAGUCCUGUUAGGGAUUAAACGAUUUUCCAACACUUCCCAAAAGUGAGUGAUGACGGAAACAUGGUACUCACCGGAAACAAGCUCACUACAAAGCACUGCAAUGACAACUGAAUCCAGGGAAUUGGACCAGUCCUGAAAAUCUUUACACCACUUCGAAAGAUAUAGUUAUAAUAAAUUAUACAUGAACAUAUGACAGUUGUUCAUCUUGGCUGGCGUUGAGUGGUCUAGCAGAUAUAUUCCAUUCAGCUAUCAUGCUAGCUGAAUGGAAUAUAUCUGAUAUACCAUGAAAAAAAGUCAGCCAAUAUUAUUAUUAUUAUUAUACAUACGCAUUCUUUUCAGGUGUUCAAUGUGUCUGUCUUUCAAAAUUCUCUCAAAAUCUUCCGUAUUUAAAGGGGAACUGAAGGCAAACUUUUUAAGAUCAAAAUUCUAUUUCUCUCAUUUUAUUAAAUAUAGGAAUGCGUUUUUGAUCGCUAUUUUGUCGCUGCUACAGCAAGUUAUGAGUGUUUGAAAUACGCUCUGUAAUAUAUCAGUCCAUAUGUCGAAGCAAUGGGCGUAAACGAGAUUCGCUGAGACUUGUGCGAGACAUCGUAGGACGGAAGUAAAACGUACAGCGCAAAUCAAAGUGACCGACGUCUGCCAACGUUGUCAAAAGACGCGCGCGCCCUCUUUCGAAUGCUGAUGUAAUCAAGCCGGAAGUUUUGUUUGUUUUGAUAGCGAUCAGGAAAGUUUGAAAAAAGUAAGCAGUAAUCGUCAUUUAAACUCGUUUUUGUGCAAUACUUCGUUUGGAAAACAGUUUUCAAAGUGGUGGCGCUGACACUUGACGUUUCGAAGUCUCGCACAAGUCUCGUGAAGAUCGCGCGGAUAAGCGACGCCUGCCAAACGAACUAAAUUCAGCAUGGCUAAAAACCGAAUAGGCCGAUAAGUCUCAUCUCAUCUCAUUAUCUGUAGCCGCUUUAUCCUUCUACAGGGUCGCAGGCAAGCUGGAGCCUAUCCCAGCUGACUACGGGCGAAAGGCGGGGUACACCCUGGACAAGUCGCCAGGUCAUCACAGGGCUGACACAUAGACACAGACAACCAUUCACACUCACACCUACGGUCAAUUUAGAGUCACCAGUUAACCUAACCUGCAUGUCUUUGGACUGUGGGGGAAACCGGAGUACCCGGAGGAAACCCACGCGGACACGGGGAGAACAUGCAAACUCCACACAGAAAGGCCCUCGCCGGCCCCGGGGCUCGAACCCAGGACCUUCUUGCUGUGAGGCGACAGCGCUAACCACUACACCACCGUGCCGCCUAGGCCGAUAAGUAUAAUAUUUAAUUACAAUUAGUUGCCAAUACGAGUCAUGAUAUAAGGUUACUAAAACCGAAAACGUAAUUGAAGAACACGUUAAUUAAGAAAUAAAGCAAGUUUAAAAAUGACUUCAGUUCUCCUUUAAUGAAUCAAACCUGGCAGCCAUGUCUGUUUACAAACUGUCACAGUCGCUCGCUAGCGCAGAAGUGUUACAUCUCCGACAUGUGACGUCAUGUUGUCUUGACAACCAUGCAAUAUCGUAACCCAUAUUCAACGCUCAUUCUCCAUUGGGUAGAGUGACGUAAUACACGUAGGAUAAGCGAUAUGCUAACAAUAUUGCAUGCUAUCGAACCAAAUGAAUGAAACCUGCUAGAAGGGAAUAGAACACGUUUUCAUUCUAUCGAAAAAGUGUCCUGUAUGUAUAACAAUUAAUCCAAGGGCAUGAAUGAAACUCCGUCCUCCAAAGUCCAACAAUCAAUAAAAAGAGGCAUUGUUUCAGGAAACUCCAUCUCAUUAGUGUUUCAGUAGCAUCGAAUGAGCAAAACAGGUUAAAACCAGACACUUUUAGCUAACUAGGAUAUAAAUUGUACUCAAAGUGCUAAAGCUCAAAAUAUUUUGAUCACCAAUAAUAAUAAUAUGAGCUCAGAUUGGAUCAUAACACUCAAACAGGUUAGCAUUAACGUAGUGGUUUCACAAACUUGAAUAAACAUCAGAACCAGAAAUAUUAAUACAAAAACAUGUCAUUUAUUAAAGUAAUUACUUAUAAUGUACCUUUAAUACGAGUGGCUUGGUUUGUUGAUGUCAUGACCAUCCAAGAGUGCUGAACAAAGUCUAAGCUUAUAGAAAUACAGACACAAAGACGAGAUGUCCUCUCGUUUGGUUGGUUUUUUAUGCUGUCUGAUUUAGACUAGAGCUGUUUACUGGGACCAGGACCCCAUGGGACGUAAAAAAAAAAAAACAACAUGCAAGUGAAAGGUUUUGACUUUCAUGUGGGUUAGUUUAAAUUAGGCUGCUCGGUAGUUGUAUAGCUUGGAAUUAAAUUAUUUGAAAAAAUAAAUAGAAAGUAGAACUAAAAAUACAAACUGAAUGAACAGGAUUAAAAACAGUCCCGUGAACAUCUCGAGUUGAGACCUACUAAGUCGAGACCAAGCUUAUGAACUAAGGUUGUAGAACUUUUUGAGAGGACGCCAGAACAUCCAGAACAGGCCACGCCUACUUUGGGUUUCUAAAUAUCUGAAAAAUCUGAAUAAGCACUAAACAAAUUACAGAUACAAAUGGUGGCAUUGUGUUCCAUCAGAAACAUGAUCUGUUGGUGGAAGCCAUGGCCUAAUGGUUAGAGAAGCAGCUUUGGGACCUAAAGGUCACUGGUUUGAUUCCCUGAACCUGCAGGAACGGCUGAAGUGCCCUUGAGCAAGACAUCUAACCCCCAAAUGCUCCCCAGGGUACGUUGUAUGUUGCUCUGGAUAACAGCGUCUGCUAAAUGCUUGGAAUGUAAUGAACAUGAUCAAUAAUAUAAAAGAGACUAUUCAUCUCAUCUCAUUAUCUCUAGCCGCUUUAUCCUGUUCUACAGGGUCGCAGGCAAGCUGGAGCCUAUCCCAGCUGACUACGGGCGAAAGGCGGGGUACACCCUGGACAAGUUGCCAGGUCAUCACAGGGCUGACACAUAGACACAGACAACCAUUCACACUCACAUUCACACCUACGGUCAAUUUAGAGUCACCAGUUAACCUA
This is a messenger RNA of Neoarius graeffei (lesser salmon catfish), 7283 nucleotides long. RefSeq names its product FERM domain containing 4A (gene frmd4a). Gene Ontology annotation, biological process: establishment of epithelial cell polarity. Gene Ontology annotation, cellular component: bicellular tight junction; cytoskeleton; adherens junction. NCBI's taxonomy places the organism in Eukaryota, Metazoa, Chordata, Actinopteri, Siluriformes, Ariidae. Bases 485 to 3511 code for a protein of 1008 amino acids. The record is from RefSeq and is a predicted model, not a curated record. The transcript is spliced from 23 exons.